This is a messenger RNA of Micropterus salmoides (largemouth bass), 7426 nucleotides long. It is a transcript of the gene parp4, whose product is annotated as poly (ADP-ribose) polymerase family, member 4. The coding region runs from base 168 to 6038 and encodes 1956 amino acids. The transcript is spliced from 44 exons. NCBI's taxonomy places the organism in Eukaryota, Metazoa, Chordata, Actinopteri, Centrarchiformes, Centrarchidae. The record is from RefSeq and is a predicted model, not a curated record. Gene Ontology annotation, molecular function: NAD+ poly-ADP-ribosyltransferase activity.
UUAUGCUAACCUGAUGUUAGACACAGAAGUGACAGGUCUGUACGUUUUAAUACUUCAUCUGGUUCAAGUCAAGAACAAACGUCAACUUGUACUUUCUCACAACAACCGCAGAAGUAUCGUCUGGAUACAGUAAAGUAAACCUCAGUAUCGUUAUUUUACCAGACAACAUGGCUGUGUUUAAGAACUGUUCCGUGCUUUUCGAGCUGAAGAACUUGCCUUUCAAGGAGAAGAAGCAGCUCAAAUCAGCAGUAACCGAGAAUGGAGGCAACAUUUCCUUCGUGGUCAAUAACCAGUGCUCUCUGAUAGUGACCAGUGACCCGUCCAACCUCAGCUCCAGCAGGCUGCGUGGUAUCCAGAAAUACCAAAUACCCGUAGUCGGGGUGGAUUAUGUGUACAGCUGUCUGAAGAAAGGAGUUCUUCUGCCCGUGGAUGAAUACAAGCUGGAUUCUACCUCUCCCGUCGCUUUUUCACCUCCUCUUCCUUUCUCCUCACAGACACAAAGUCCACUCUCACAUAAAGUGUCCAAAGUACAAACCAACAAAGCAGUUGCAGAGCCUUCCAAAGGCUCAGCCGGGCUUCAGAGGGCAGAGACUCCGGAGAGGAGCGGAAACGUCCUGGAAAAGUUCAGAAUUUAUACUGAAACUGAUUCUGAUCUUCCAACGUAUCCGGAUAAUUUUGAAGUGGCCAAGUAUUCAAUCUUUGAAAAGACAAACAGCAACUUUUGCUGUGUGCUGGAGCUGCAGAGUUUCAAAGGGGACAAAGGACGGCAGUACCGUGUGGUCAGGUGCUGUAAGGAUAAUGUAGGAGCCAAGAAAGUGAAGGACAUGUUGGUGUUUCCGUCCACAUCAGAGGAAGCUGUGGAUGUGUACGAGGCCCUCAGAGAGAAACUGCACACGACUGGUCUGCAGCUGAUGAGCAAAAUCCCUCCACAAGCACUGGACCUGGGCUCCAACCCCCUCCAGCAACUGCUGCUUGAGGAGAAGCUGAACACAGGAAGCUUAUCCCAGGAAGUGGGCGUAUUUGUGGAGCUUCUGUGGACCGAGGCCCUGGGCUGUCUUGACAGCGUCCUCAGAGUUUCAAUCGACAAGCUCAGCCUCAAUGAUGUGAGCAGGGUGGAGGGCUUGUUGCUUCAGGCUCAGAGGAAGCUGAGAGAGGCUAAUCAAACUGAGAUGGCAUCUCUCCUGGAUGAGGUUUACACCCUGCUGCCGCACAGAGAGCCCCCACUAUCCCCCACUGCCAAGCUCAUCUCUCAGAAACUGGACCUCUGUCAGUUAAUCAGAGAUGUUCUAAACGUGAGUGAGAUGACACUGAGAAGCCCAGUGCCUUCCUGUCUUGGGAAGUACCGCGCUCUGAGAUGCAGCAUUGAGACUGUUCCCCCCAGCAGCUCGGAGUUUCAGGCUGUGACGUCUCUGCUGCGGGGCAGCAAGGUACAGAUCCAACGGGUGCUGCGUGUCAGCAGAGGGGUGGAGCUUCAGAUGUUUAAGAGUGAGCUCGGGAACAUUAAGCCCCUCCUCCAUUCCUCCAGCCCCAGAAACUUUGUGGGAGUCCUGUCUCGUGGUCUGCUGCUGCCCCGUGUUGGAGUGGAGCAUCAUGGGAUAGAGAGAACAGAUGUUGGUAAUCUGGGCAGUGGAAUCUACUUUAGUGAUGCCAUGAGCACCAGUUUGAAGUACUCUAAGCCCAGUGAGACAGACGGCUCUCGGCUGCUUUUGGUUUGUGAUGUGGCAUUGGGACGCUGCAAGGAUGUCCACAAGAGAGACCUCACACUGACCCAGGCUCCUGAGGGACACCACAGUGUGCAUGGUGUCCGCAGCACCCAUAAAACUCACUCUGAGUUUGAGGAUGACGAAUACGUGGUGUACAGUCCUGAACAGGUGAAACUGAAGUACGUGGUUCAGUUUAGCAUAGAGGGAGACCAAAUAAAGGAGUUCAGUCCUGCCAUCAAUACCUCAGCUGAGCCUAGCCUGCCCUCUUCUGACCAAGAGCUCGGUUUGGAGGAUGACGGGGUUGAAAGCAUUAAAAACCCACUGGAGGGUGUGACAGCUGGACUUUUGGACAGCUCUGGUCAGCAGCUCCCUCUGCAGGCCGUCCACGUGAAGUGCAAACUGAUGGAUCUGCUCUCUCAGGUCGUCAUUUUCCAAAAGUACACCAAUCUGAGCUCUGUGCCAAUUGAGGCCAAGUAUGUCUUCCCAUUGGAUGAUUCUGCAGCAGUGUGUGGAUUUGAAGCUUUCAUCAAUGGGAAACAUGUGGUGGGACAGGUAAAGGAGAAAGAGACGGCCCGCAAGGAGUACAAGCAGGCUAUUGAGAAAGGCCAUGGAGCCUACCUCAUGGACCAGGACGCCCCUGAUGUGUUCACCAUCAGUGUGGGCAAUCUGCCCCCGGGUGCGACUGUCCUCAUUAAAGUCACCUUUGUGUCUGAGCUGAUCGUCAGGGACGGGAGCAUCCUCUUCUCCCUCCCUGGGAGUGUGGCUCCGUGGCAGGAGGGUGCAGCGCUCAACCAGACCACACAAGUCACUGUGGAGAAGGUGUGUGUGACCGAUGAGGAAGCAAGUACGAGAGAGUUCACCCUGGACAUGUCAAUCGAGAUGCCCUAUGAGAUCUCCAGCCUAAAGAGCACCACUCACAAAAUCAAGAUGAAGAGAACAGACUGUAAGGCGGUGGUGAGCGUGCUGCCGGGAGAGGUCAUGGGUCCAGAAGGUUUCCAGCUGUCAGUCACUCUGUCUGAGGUGCACCUGCCUAGGAUGUGGGUUGAGAAACACCCUGACAAGGACAGCCAGGCCUGCAUGUUGGUUUUCUAUCCAGACUUUGACAUCAACUCCAUUUCAGCAUCCGAUGAAGUCGUCCUGUUGCUGGACACAUCUGAGUCCAUGAAGGGAGAAUCUCUCCGCAUGGCCCAGAGAAUUGCCCUGCAGGUCCUCAAAACCCUUGACCGAAACCUCAGACUCAAUGUCAUUUUCUUUGGCACAGAUCACACAGAAACUUUCCCGACAGCACAACCUCUUGCUGAAUCUCGUCAGGCAGCCGAGAGCUUCAUCAAGCUCUGCUCCUCUACCGCCUAUCAGCGCUUCUCUCCAGUAGGAGGCAGCACUGAGCUGUGGCGGCCCCUGCGAGCGCUCAGCCUGCUGCCUCCGUCCCGAGGCGUCAGGAACCUGCUGCUGCUGUCGGACGGCCACAUCCAGAACGCAGAGCUCACCUUGCAGCUGCUCAGAGACAACGCUCAGCACAGCCGCCUCUUCACAUGCGGCCUCAGCCCGACAGCCAAUCGGCACAUGCUGAGAGCCCUGGCCCAGGCAGGGGGUGGAGCCUUCGAAUUCUUCGACACAAAAACCAAACACAACUGGGCAGAGAAGGUGGCUCGUCAGGUGAAGCGUAUGGCUUCUCCUGGUUGCAGUUCAGUUUCAGUGAAGUGGCAACAAUUUAAUCCAACAGCGCCCCCUCCCGUGCAAGCUCCCAAGCAGCUCCAUGCUCUGUUCAAUGACUGUCAUACCCUGGUUUAUGGCUUUGUGCCGCACUGCACUCAGGCCACCCUUCUUGGUAACCUGAGUGGUCAGGAGCUCAAAACCAUGGUGUCAACCAGUGAGCUGCAGAAAACCAGGGGCACAUUUCUGCACAAGCUCACAGCAAGGGCCCUCAUCAGGGAUUAUGAAGACGGAAGCCUGGACACCAAUGAAGCUGAACAUGAGGGGAAGAAAGCAGAGUUGAAGCGCUUCAUCAUCGAGUUAAGCAGAGAGUUCUCCAUCCUGUCUCAGUUCACCAGCUUUGUGGCCAUCGAGGAAAGGGACUCAGAACAAACAGAGACGGGUUUCACAGACAUCCCCAAGCUGAUCGCAGAGGAAGAUGUGGAUGUCCUCCCCUACAUCAGCUGGAUUUCUCCUCAGGAUAGUUAUGAGGAAGGAAGGAGGGAAGAGUUGGAUUUGAGUGAUUUGAUAACGGAAGGUGCAUGUUUUCAGGAGGGUGAAGAUGAGAGAGACAUUUCUGUAGGAGCCAGAGCCUAUGCAAGAUAUUCACCCGCGGAAGAUAAUUAUCUUGAUGAGGAUGAAGAUGAGGGAGAUGUUUUGGCAGAUGAGGCCGAAGUCUCUCAUGAUUAUUCACCCACGGAAGAUAAUUAUCUUGAUGAGGAUGAAGAUGAGGGAGAUGUUUUGGCAGAUGAGGCCGAAGUCUCUCAUGAUUAUUCACCCACGGAAGAUAAUUAUCUUGAUGAGGAUGAAGAUGAGGGAGAUGUUUUGGCAGAUGAGGCCGAAGUCUCUCAUGAUUAUUCACCCACGGGUGGAUUCUUCAAGAACGGAUGGACAGAAGGGGAGGAAGAGUGUUUUGAAACUUUGCCGAUGGAAGGUGCAUGUUUUCGGGAGGGUGAAGAUGAGAGACACAUUUCUGUAGGAGCCAGAGCCUUUGCAAGAUAUUCACCCGCGGGUGGAUUCUUCAAGAACGGAUGGACAGAAGGGGAGGAAGAGUGUUUUGAAACUUUGCCGAUGGAAGGUGCAUGUUUUCGGAAGGGUGAAGAUGAGAGACACAUUUCUGUAGGAGCCAGAGCCUUUGCAAGAUAUUCACCCGCGGAAGAUAAUUAUCUUGAUGAGGAUGAAGAUAAGGGAGGUAUUUUGGCAGAAGAGGCCGAAGUCUCUCAAGAUUAUUCACCCGCAGUUAGUUCCUUCACCUGCAAGAGACGGUACCGAAGGUCCAAAAAAGAGGUGCCUGAAAAGUUGGUUUCUUCAACUGAGCGAGCAACAUUUCAAAUGGACCUCAAGCAUACUCCUUCUCUUGGCUUGUGUGACUCCACAUACAACAUGCUCCUCAAAUCUGGUGCCUCUGCAGCCCCUCAACAACCCUGUCGCAAUGAAGAAAGCUUGAGUGGCUCAGCACUUUUGCCAUCCCAAUCGCAACCUGUCAAUUUUAGCUUAUUUGGCUCUUUUAUGCACUUCCAGUCAGAACCUACAUUUUCUGCCUCUGCAGACACUCUACCUCCAGCCCGUUCAAUUGAUUGUAGCUCAUUUGGCUUUUCACCUGCGCAGUUCCAGUCAGAACCUGCAUUUUCUGCCUCUGCAGACACUCUACCUCCACCCCCUUCAAUUGGUCGUAGAUCAUUUGGCUUUUCACUUGCGCAGUUCCAGUCAGAACCUGCAUUUUCUGCCUCUGCAGACCCUCCACCACCUUUCAGUGAUCAUCCGUUCUCAUCACUUCACCUUCCUUGCUCAGCUCCUCCUCCAAAAAAAACAAUUCUAGUCAGUGAGUCACUGGAGGCACACAAGAGCUCAGAACGACAAGAUUUUGGGAUUGCAUGUUAUAGGAGUAUAUCACCACCCCCCGAACGUCAAGUCCAAGUUUUGAAACUGGCCAGUCAUCUAUUAAAUGCUGACACUCCAAGUCCAGUUGAUGCACCGAGAAAACAGAGGUUGCAAGAAAAAAGGUUGCGAACACUUGAAUUACGAGAAACUCAUGUAAGUCCAGUAGUGUUUUCUUCUGGGACAAGACUGGCCCUGGGAAAAUAUCCCCUUUGUUUAAAACGAAGGUCCUUGACAUCUUUACAUCACAUGGGGAGAAGGUCAGCGGUUCCUGAAGCACUGAAGCUCAGAUGGACAAAGAUCUUCCAGAUGCAGCAUUCAGAGGGCUACUGGGAGUUAACCACAGACCUGGGUGAUUUCAUAAAUGUCGAUGUAGAUGUCUUCGCCAACGUGUUCCUGAAAAGCAAGGGCAUCAGUUCUCUAGGUGUGAGGGCCCAUGCAGACAUCCUGAAGCUGGUGGCGACUCUUCUGGUUCUGCAGCUGAUGAGGGUGGAGAAUCUGGAAGAAGGCAAACUGCUUCGCACCCUCUUCUGCAUGGAUGACUCCUCUCAGCCCAGGCCUGAGUGGUGGGAGGAAGUGAAGAAGGCGGUGGACUGGGUUCGCUGGGCUGACCGGCAGUACCCCUGUGUCUACAGCCGGCUGGAGUUUGGUUCGAGCUGGGAGUCCUCCACCCGUCAGCUGCUGGGCUACGAAGGCCUCCCUCCCUUCUCACCUCUCAGUGGUCUCAACCUGCAGAGGAACGCUACCCCUGUACUGGUGCACUGAGCAUGUCAACAUGACUGAGCGAACAUGAAGAGUUGAUGGUGUGAGGGAUAUUCAUAACCUGUUUGCCUUUUUGAAGGGAUGCGAUUAUCUUUUAGAUUUAUUUUUUCAUAGAUAUGCACAUUUCUUUGCCUUAUGUAAAGCAAUUUUACAUGCACUGAAAUAACCAGAUACAGUUGGCUUUCUGCAGUAACGUGAUGAGAAACAUGUUUCCUUCAUGGGUAGGGUAAUGUACUGGAGAAAGCUAAUUCCAUGACCAUGUAUACUUUGUUUAGUAGAGGAUAAAUCUUAUGCCUGCUGCAUGUAUACACAGUGUUUGACUAAAUGUCUAACCUUGUUUCAGUGAAUGCACUGUGUAUGGAAGUUGCUAUACCAAUGAAUUGCCUUGCCUUACACAAAUAACUUCCUUCCAGCAUAUUUGUUACUUCAUUGUAGAAUAGAAGUUCAAAAAGUAGAAAGACAUACAGGGACUAAAUGUAGAAUGGAAACAUUUUAGUAUUUAAGUCCUUUAAUUGAUUAAGUUUAGUACUCAAGUACUCAUUAUGUUUUACUAUUUGAUGUUUUUGGAUCAAUAUGUAAGUUGCAUUUUACUGCUGAUUUACUGCUAGAUGUUUGAGGGUGUGCUGAUUUUAUUUCUUUAUAUUCUGUUGGCAAUGCAUUAUAAGAUCAUCAUGUAUUUGUAACUUCGCUGUCUUGUGAGAACAACAUAUCUCCAAAAAGUCAACUUUUCAUGAGCUCAGAAAAUCAGCCCUGUUUUCAGCUUUGUGACGAUGCAUUUUCCAGCUGAUCCAAAGGGGAUUGCUGAGUUUGGGUGAAGACAUCAUCACUAUGAGUCAGCAGCAGAGAGAGGGAUGAAGAAAGAGAAGUGGAAAGACCAAACAUGGACACACCAACACACAAAAAUUACACCCAAAGACAACAUGAAGAGAGAAUAUUUAAGGGAUAAGCAGAAGGCAGAUCGACGUUAUUCCUCUGCAGACCAAAAGACUAAAAUAAGUGUUUGGGAUUUGAACAACAAACAAAAAGGACGCUUCAGAAUAUCCCUCAGUGGAUUUCAGGAGAUCGAGGGACAGAGGAUUACCACGUCCAAAUUACCUGAAGAAUUAUUGCAUUCUCUUGUUCAACUGCAUGGACUGAGGACUUUUAGAGGCAUUUUUGCGGGCUUUGAACAAAGCUGCAGUUCUAAAGCGGAGAAAGGAUUUCACUGCAGGACAACUCCUUCCUCGCCCUCUCUCUCCAAAUAGAAGACUUCCAAAUUACUCAAACUCAGCAAUUUUUAAUCAGGUUUUGGAUUUUUAAUCAGUUAUUAUUGAUCAAUUUUAAUCAGUAUAAGUUGUAUGCUUGCCUGUGCUUCAUUUUGUAAUAAAAUUAUAAUCCCUGCAUUCAAAGUA